This is a messenger RNA of Loa loa (African eye worm), 1541 nucleotides long. RefSeq lists its product as hypothetical. The coding region runs from base 486 to 1007 and encodes 173 amino acids. Gene Ontology annotation, molecular function: RNA binding. NCBI's taxonomy places the organism in Eukaryota, Metazoa, Nematoda, Chromadorea, Rhabditida, Onchocercidae. The transcript has 8 exons. The record is from RefSeq and is a predicted model, not a curated record.
GGAACAUAAGGAGAAACAGCUGUUAGCCGUGGGAGACAAUUUGGUGUGUCCUACUUACUGAUACAAAGAGCCAUUAGGUUCAUCGGUGUCUUCCGAGAGUUCUUGUUGUCCAUAAAAACGAUACAGGAAUUCCACUACCGCUACCAUCAUAACGCGAAGUCGGCAAAUAGGAAAUAAUAGUGUGAGCCAAAGAAGGAAAUCAGAGAUGGUGUGAGAGAUGAGGCAGUGGUUGGCACAUGGCAUUGAUUUUUCUUGUUUCUAUCUCCAACCGAAAGUUUCAUUUUUUUCUUUUGAUUUGGCAUCAACUGCUUCGUUUUAUGUGGUAUGGAUGGAAGGAAGGAAUAGGGAUGUGAAAAUCUCGGCCGGAAAAAUGAAAUCAGUCGUCCGUUGUGUGUUCACUUUUUCGUCCACAAAAAUUUUAUCCGUUCUUAUGGAUUUUUUUAUUUUGUUGCUGCUGUUAAGAUAAAUGAAAUAUAUUUAGGAGUAUGGCGCCCAGAAAACGUUCUACAUCAAAAACCAGUUCAAGUUCUUCAUCAACGGAACGAUCACGUUCACGAAGUCGUACUCGUUCAAAAACCCGAAGUCGCAGUAAAACUUAUUCACCUGAACGUGGCGAAGAGGGACGUCUUCAUGUAGCGAAUAUUGAUGAGUCAGUACGCGCACGAGAUUUAGAAGAAGCAUUUUCACGUUUCGGAAAACUCUCCGAGGUUUGGGUAGCGAGUUAUCCACCACUUUUUGCAUUUGUGGUGUUCAAGAAUAAGUCGGAUGCAAAUGAAGCUUUGGCAGCAUUGAAUAACACAUACAUCCGUAACUGUCGAGUGCGCGUUUCGGUGGCUUUACCUCGAGUUCGUGCUCAUGAUCGCUAUCGCUUUGGUGGUGGUUAUGGAGGUGGUUACUAUGGUGGUGGUGGUGGUUAUGGCAGAUAUGGGGGUUACGGCGGCAGUCGGUAUGGAGAUUAUGGGCGUUACGGCGGAUAUGGUCGUGAUCGAGAUAGACGGCCUGGAUGAUGGUAAACUUUGGUUGCUUUGUGUGUGAUGGAAUCAUUAUGGACAGUGUUGAAACUUUGGUGGUAAUUGGUUUGUUGGCUCGGCUCCCUCCGUCGUCCAUAUUGUUUGGAAUGGAUGAGCCGAGCUGUGCAUUGGUUUUGAUGUUAAUGGUCCAUCAUUUUGUGUUUUUGGCAUCCUCUGGAAUAUUGUUGUUGGAAAAUGGAGGAAGUGUAUGGUGAUGGGAAUUCUGUAGUGCACGAUUCGCAAUUCUUUUGAAAAUGACGAUCACCGCCACGCCGAGAACGCGAACGUCGCAGAAGAUCUCGUACUCGCUCACGAUCACGUUCACGUUCUUCUUCAUCUCACAGUCGUUAGAACAUCAGUUCCACAAGAAACAUUCUAAAGUUUUCGAAAUGAUCGAAUUGCUGCAGACGCACAUAUUUUAAUAUGUUUCUAUGUUUGAUUUUUAACCUCAUGUGUCGUUUUUAAUUUUUAUUCAAAUUCCACAUUAAAUUGCAUAAAUUUAAACUUUUUAACCCCAAUCAACUGUGCAGC